AUGUAUUCCUCAGGCACCAAUCUAAACCCAAACGGGUUGAAGUGGCAGACUCCCUGCAGCGCGCCGCAACGCGACCCUCCGAGAAAUCUGAAAGCUAUCCAACGCACUUCCCUUUCUCAUCAAUCCCCAACUCACCGGUCACAUUCCAAAUUCUUUAAUUUCUUUGACACGGUCGGAAUAUCUUUGAGAGCUUCUCCAUCAUGUGAGCCCCUCUGGGCGAUCCUGCUUGUCUCGCCUUCUAACUUCUUUCAUAGGGAGAGCUUCGACAACGUGUACCUGGACCUGUUAAAGCAGCCCGGCAAAUGCAAGCUGGCUGAGAGCGGUCUGGGAUGGCGCCCAUCUGGAGGCGGGGACACUUUCACUCUGGAUAGUAGCAAUAUUGGUGGUGCCCAGUGGAGUCGCGCCGCGAAAGGCUUCGAGCUGAGAAUCCUGUCGCGAUCCUCGGGUGUCAUCCAGCUGGAUGGAUUUGACCAAGAGGAUUUCGAACGGUUGAGCAAGGCUUUCAAAAUCUGGUACGGCAUCAACGUGGAGACCCGCGAACACGCCCUUCGAGGAUGGAACUGGGGCAAGGCAGAAUUCACCAAGGCCGAGUUGUCCUUUAAUGUGCAGAACCGACCUGCUUUCGAAGUCCCCUACUCCGAAAUUUCCAAUACCAAUCUGGCUGGAAAGAACGAGGUCGCGGUGGAGUUCGCGCUCUCUGCCACCGAUGCGAACGGUAAUGGCCAGCCGGCUGGCAGCACAAAGAACCGGGGUCGCAAGGCUGCUGCAGGAGCUGAUGAACUCGUGGAAAUGCGCUUCUACAUUCCAGGAACAGCUGUCAAGAAGGAGAAGGCCGAGGGUGCCGAGGGCGCUGAAGGCGAGGAGGACAACGACGAAGAGGUGGAGGAGCAAAAUGCUGCCAACCUCUUCUACGAAACUCUGAUGGACAAGGCUGAGAUUGGCGAGGUGGCUGGCGACACCUUUGCUACGUUCUUGGACGUUCUUCACCUUACACCCAGAGGUCGUUUCGAUAUCGACAUGUACGAAUCGUCCUUCCGUCUUCGUGGCAAAACCUACGACUACAAGAUUCAAUAUUCUGCCCUCAAAAAGUUCUUCUUGCUUCCUAAGCCCGACGAUACCCACACACUCAUUGUCUUGGGUUUGGACCCUCCGCUGCGUCAGGGUCAGACCCGAUACCCCUUCCUGGUUAUGCAGCUGAAGCUGGACGAGGAGAUCAGCCUCGAGCUGAACAUGACGGAGGACCUCCUGCAAUCCCAAUACAAGGAUAAGCUGCAACCACACUACGAAGAACCGAUUCACCAGGUGGUAACCAAGAUAUUCCGGGGCUUGUCCGGCAAGAAGGUUAUCAUGCCCUCCAAGGACUUUACCAGCCACCAUGGUCACCACGGGGUUAAGUGCUCCAUCAAGGCCAACGAAGGUUUGCUUUACUUCUUGGAUAAGAGCCUUAUGUUCGUACCCAAACCCGCGACCUACAUCCAGAUGGAGAACGUUGCCGUGGUCACAAUGUCGCGUGUCGGAGGUGCUGUGUCUGCCAGCCGGACAUUUGAUAUCACUGUCAGCCUGAAGGCAGGUCUCGGCGAGCACCAGUUCAGCAACAUCAACCGUGAGGAGCAACAACCCUUGGAGGACUUCUUCAAGGCCAAGGGUAUUCGCAUUAAGAAUGAGAUGGCCGAGGAUGCCUCGAAUCUUCUCAAGGCCGCUCUUAACAAUGAAGAUUUGAUGGAAUCCAGUGACGAGGAGGGCGCCCGCGCGGACCGUGGCUCGGCUGAUGAAGAUGACGAGUCACCCGAUGAGGACUUCCACGCCGACUCUGACUCGGACGUUGCCGAGGAAUUCGAUUCGGAUCACGAGAGCAGCGGCAGUGGCAGUGAUGCGGAGAUGGGCGAUGCCUCGGAUGGCGGAGGUGGCAAUGAUGCGGAGGAGGAGCGGCCGAAGAAGAAGACCAAGGUCGGAAAAUAG
This is a messenger RNA of Penicillium atrosanguineum, 1959 nucleotides long. RefSeq names its product FACT complex subunit POB3. Gene Ontology annotation, cellular component: FACT complex; nucleus. Gene Ontology annotation, molecular function: DNA binding; histone binding; nucleosome binding. The coding region runs from base 1 to 1959 and encodes 652 amino acids. The transcript has 5 exons. The record is from RefSeq and is a predicted model, not a curated record. Lineage: Eukaryota; Fungi; Ascomycota; Eurotiomycetes; Eurotiales; Aspergillaceae.